AGAACAAGCCUCAAACUUUGAGCCAGUUUAUUGUGGCAUCUUCACGAGGGCGCAAAAGAAAUUGCAGAAGAAUCUGGAUAGAAAAAAAGAAAAAAGAAAAACCCCUGAGGGGGUCCUACCUGACCGAAAACCGACCUUACCGCAGCUGCUUCUUCAUUUCUUUGCAUUCGCCUCACUUUUCUUCUGGUUAAGGAAGAAAAAAACUUUGCUGAAAUGGCGACUGGCGAGUACGGCGACUCUGGCUAUGUCUUGGAAGAUGUGCCUCACUUGUCUGAUUACAUUCACGAUCUCCCUACUUAUCCCAACCCAUUGCAGGACAACCCUUCCUAUUCGGUUGUUAAGCAAUAUUUUGUAAACGAGGAUGAUUCUGUUACCGAGAAGAUUGUUGUCCACAAACAUUCCCCUAGAGGAACUCAUUUUCGACGUGCUGGUCCUCGACAAAAGGUGUACUUCAAAUCUGAUGAAGUGCUAGCAUGCAUAGUAACUUGUGGGGGUUUAUGCCCUGGUUUAAAUACAGUGAUUAGGGAAUUAGUGUGUGGUCUGCACAACAUGUACGGUGUGAACAAAGUUCUUGGAAUAGAGCUUGGAUUUAAAGGCUUCUACUCCAGAAAUACUGUCACUUUGACCCCAAAAGAUGUCAAUGACAUUCAUAAACGUGGUGGUACCAUUCUUGGGACAUCAAGAGGGGGCUAUGUGACAUCAAAAAUAGUUGACAGCAUUCAGGAUCGUGGCAUUAAUCAGGUUUACAUAAUUGGAGGAGAUGGUACUCAGAAAGGGGCUUCUGUGAUCUUUGAGGAAAUUCGAAAGCGCGGUCUCAAAGUUUCAGUAGUUGGAAUACCUAAGACCAUUGAUAAUGAUAUACCGGUUAUUGACAAAUCCUUUGGUUUUGACACUGCUGUUGAGGAAGCUCAAAGAGCUAUUGAUGCUGCACAUGUAGAGGCUGAAAGUGCAGAAAACGGGAUUGGUGUUGUGAAAUUGAUGGGACGCUAUAGUGGAUUCAUAGCAAUGUAUGCCACUCUUGCCAGCAGAGAUGUUGACUGCUGCUUAAUUCCUGAAUCACCUUUUUAUUUGGACGGUCCUAGUGGGCUCUUUAAAUACAUAAAACGAACAUUGCGGGAAAAUGGCCACAUGGUCAUUGUAAUUGCUGAAGGUGCAGGACAGGAGUUGCUUUCUGAUAGCAUGCAAGAUAAAAAUCUCCAACAGGAUCCUUCAGGGAACAAGUUGCUCCCAGAUGUUGGCCAUUGGUUAUCACAGAAGAUCAAGGAUCAUUUUAAGGAGAAGGGAAAGCUGGAUUUAAACCUUAAAUAUAUAGAUCCAACAUAUAUGGUCCGUGCAAUUCCAAGCAAUGCAUCAGACAAUGUCUACUGUACACUUCUUGCUCAGAGUGCCAUUCAUGGUGCAAUGGCCGGUUACACUGGCUUCACAGUAGGCCCUGUCAAUGGGAGACAUGCUUACAUACCAUUCUUCCGUAUAACAGAAAAACAAAAUAGGGUGGUGGUAACAGAUAGGAUGUGGGCGAGAGUCCUCUCUUCUACCAAUCAACCGAGUUUCUUGGACUUGAAUGAUGCUAUUAGUAAUGAAGCCAAUGAAGCAAAACCAGCACAAAAACAGUAAUUAGAUCGGGAAAAUGGCAGGGAGACAUUUUAAGAUUCCAAUUGCUUACAUGGUAUGAAGGGUUUGGUAUCAGUUUGGAGACCUGAUUUUGACUUUCUGUAAUGUGAUGUAACUUGUUCUUGGAGGGCUUAAAUGUAUGCUGAUAUUCUUGUAUUAGAACUGGAAAAUGUCGUCUAAUAGAAAUGGCGACAAAUAUAUUCAUUGAGAUAUAACUCUUCCCCAGGAAUGACCCUAGAGUUUCUGAUUGU
Messenger RNA from Cuscuta campestris, 1862 nucleotides. The record is from the annotation of a GenBank genome assembly. NCBI's taxonomy places the organism in Eukaryota, Viridiplantae, Streptophyta, Magnoliopsida, Solanales, Convolvulaceae.